AGGGUUUUGAUUCUGACCGACAGUAAAUCCCCGCCCUAAUGCGCUUUGAUACGGACUGGGAAAUGAAACAGGUUUGUUGAAGAAAACCUGGCCACGAAGCGUGCAGGCUGUUAACAUCUCCUUCUGGAACUGAAAACCCAGAGUUUCCCUCAUCUCCGCGUAACUUCAUUAAAACCGCUUUCUCUGCACAUUUACCGAUACGGCCAUGGAAAUAGCAACAGGCUCUGGGAGGUAGGCUGCUACACACGCUGGCUUCAGUCCGGUUUGUCGGAAAGUCUGCUUCAUGAGAUCCAAUUGAGACUGCUGUCUGCCCUUCUGAAAAAGAAACUGUGCUGCUGGAAAUGAAUGCUUUCUGUUUGAAUUCUGGGUGCAACAGAUAAUAGGCAAAGGCAACAUCUGUGAUGCGUGCUCCUUGGUCCCUUCUUCUCCCGGCGGCGGUCAUCAUGUGCUAUUUUAUGACGGGGCCGCACAAUUGCGUGGCCUCCCAGAAGAAGACCUCCUGCUAUGUGAAGGAUGGUCGAGCUGACUGCAGCCAUCUCAGCCUCAGCGCAGUCCCUCCAAACCUUCCCGGGAACAUCACCACUCUGGAUAUGUCUCACAACAGAUUGAAGGAAAUUCCUCCUGUUUCUCUAAUCCCGUACCCAGGCCUCUUCCAUCUUGAUGUCAGUUACAACAGCAUCACCAAGCUGGACAAGGGUUUGUGCCAGACACUGUCUCUGCUGCAGACACUGAACAUAGAACACAAUGAAGUACAUUUGCUGAAGAAGGAGGAUGUCAGCCAUUGCACCAAUCUAACACAGCUGAUUAUGGCUAGUAAUAGGCUAAAGCUACAAGGAGAGCCCUUCUCUGCACUACAGAGCCUGAAAUUUCUUGAUGUUUCCAUGAACAAACUGCAGUCAGCCAAGCUCAGCUCUCAGCCUCAACUGCCCAGCCUGGUGAACCUCAAUCUGGCAUUCAAUGAGUUCACCACUCUGAAGAAUGAUGACUUUUCCUUCCUUAACCACUCAUCCUUACGUGUCCUCAACCUGUCAUCUGUGUCUCUAAAAACAUUGGAGCCUGGUUGUUUUACACCCAUUUCAAGCCUACAAACUUUAAUCAUGGAUGGGAGCAAUAUGGCCACACUGGUUAUUUCUAGACUCUGCUCAGAGCUGUCAGGGACAGCCAUUGAUGCCCUGUCUCUUCAGAAUGUAAAGCUGGUCACACUCACAAAAGCAACCUUUGCAGGUCUAGAGAAAACAAAUGUAACCUUUCUAGAUCUUUCCCGCAAUGGUAUUGACAAAAUUGAAGAAGGCUCAUUUCAGUGGCUGUCCAGACUUAAAACUCUAAUCAUGGCAGACAACAACAUCAAGCACCUGACCAAGGACACAUUUCAGGGACUCAAAAGCCUGAAAAAACUUGACUUGAAAAAAGCUCUGGUGAAAAGUCAUACCUCUGCCACCCCGAUUAUUGAUGAUUUCUCUUUCCAACCUUUAAGUGCCCUGGAGAGUUUGAUAUUACAGAGAACUGCAGUCCGGGAAAUCACGGAGCACACAUUUACCGGCUUGACGAGUCUUAAAGAACUUGAUAUGAGCUGGAGUAGCUAUACUUCACUCAGAAACAUCACCAACAAGACCUUAGUUUCACUUGCGGGAUCACCUCUCUCAAAGCUCAAUCUGACAGGUGCAGACAUAACACAGAUUAAUCCUGGAAGCUUCUCCGUUUUGAGAAACCUCACCACUCUUCUUCUGGAUUUCAACUUUAUCAAGCAAACGCUCACUGGCAAAGAGUUUGAAGGCCUGGGUCAAGUUCAAGAGAUUCGCAUGUCCAAUAACCACCAGACGGUCGAUCUAAGCUCCACGUCAUUUGCCAAUGUGCCAAAUCUUAGGAUCCUGACUUUGGGAAAAAGUCUUAAAGCCACAGCCUUGAACUUGGACCGCUCUCCAUUCAGUCUCCUGUCCAACCUCACCUUCCUGGAUCUCAGCAACAACAACAUUGCGAAUAUCAAAGAGAAUAUGUUGGAGGGGCUUGUGAACCUGAAGGUGCUGAAGCUCCAACACAAUAACUUAGCCCGUUUAUGGAAGACUGCCAACCUAGGUGGGCCAGUGUUGUUUCUCAAAGGGGCACAGAACCUGAUAAGCUUGUACAUGGAUUUUAACGGGCUGGAUGAGAUCCCAGUUGAGGCUCUGAGAGGGUUGAGUAACCUCCAUGAACUAAGCCUGGCCAACAAUCUUCUUAAUAGUCUUAAGGACUCAAUUUUUGAUGAUCUGAACUCAAUGCGGGCUUUAUAUUUACAGAAGAAUCUGAUCACAACUGUGAGGCCUGAAGUGUUCAAAACACCUAUGAGCAACCUCAGCCUGCUCGUCAUGGACAAAAAUCCAUUUGACUGCACAUGUGAAAGCAUCCUGUGGUUUGUGACGUGGUUGAAUAACACAAAUAUGAGCCGUGUGCCAGGUCUCCGGGAGCAUUAUAUGUGCAACACUCCACUAGCUUACUUUAAUCACUCUAUAAUGGAUUUUGACGCCCUUUCUUGCAAAGAUAUGACCCCAUUUCAGGCUCUUUACAUACUGAGCAGCACAAUUGUUAUCAUGCUAACUGUAACUGCACUUUUGGUACGGUUCCAUGGCUGGAGGAUUCAGUUUUAUUGGAACAUUUUGAUCAACCGCACAUUAGGAUUUAGUGAUGCCAAAGUUGAAGAAGGCAGGGAGUUUGAGUAUGAUGCUUAUGUCAUACAUGCAAAGGAAGACAGCAACUGGGUGAAGAGAAGAUUGGUCCCAUUAGAGAAGAGAAAAUGUCAGUUUUGUUUGGAGGAUCGUGAUUCAAUCCCUGGCAUGUCACAGCUUGAAACCAUUGUGGAUAAUAUGAGAAGGUCCAGAAAGAUCUUGUUUGUCGUCACUGAAACUCUUCUCAAUGAUCCCUGGUGUAGAAGAUUCAAGGCCCAUCAUGCACUUCAUCAGGUCAUUGAAGACAGCAGGGACUCUGUGGUUCUGGUCUUCCUGCAGGAUGUUCAUGACUACAAGUUAUCUCAGUCACUCUUUCUUCGCAGGGGCAUGUUGCGUUCAUGUUGCAUCCUGGACUGGCCUGUCCAUAAGGAGAGAGUGCCGGCCUUUCACCAGAAGCUCCUCAUAGCACUUGGCAUGACUAAUCGAUUGCAGGAGUGACUGUAUUCCAUUGGUAGCAACUGGAAAUACCCUUUGUAAUUAUAAUGACCAAUGUAUUUUCAUGUAUUACUAAUUGCUACCAAUUGCUGAUUGUUUUGCCCUCUGUGUGAAUAUUGUGCUUUUUUAUGUACUGCAUACUGUAUCACGUGUCAUAUUGUAUAUAUAUUUAAUUUCAGUUUUACAUCAACAAAAAAUCCAAUAAGAGCAUCACUCCAAUGGUAAUGAAUGAAAAGUGUUGUUUGUGCAUGUGUCUGCACAAAACACCACUGCACAUUUGGUCACACAGCAGUAACAAUAACUAUUCAUUUUUUUGUGUGUUUGUGCAUUAAUUAUUUGCCUGUUCAAGUAACGUAACACAUCUGAGGUGUUUAUUUUAAACAAACUCCAGAUGAACAGUUACAUUUUGAUAAGUGUUAGUUAGCAAUUUACUGUAUAUGUAAUAUACAGUAAAAACUAUCUGGAAUAAUAAAAGAAAAUGGGUUCAAAAACA
Micropterus dolomieu (smallmouth bass) is the source of this 3627-nucleotide messenger RNA. RefSeq names its product toll-like receptor 3 (gene tlr3). Gene Ontology annotation, cellular component: membrane. Gene Ontology annotation, molecular function: protein binding; transmembrane signaling receptor activity. The transcript is spliced from 6 exons. The record is from RefSeq and is a predicted model, not a curated record. NCBI's taxonomy places the organism in Eukaryota, Metazoa, Chordata, Actinopteri, Centrarchiformes, Centrarchidae. Gene Ontology annotation, biological process: inflammatory response; immune response; toll-like receptor signaling pathway. Bases 402 to 3137 code for a protein of 911 amino acids.